UCAAUGCAUUAAUAAUAGUUACAUAUAACAAACAAAGAAGAAGGAAAUACCUCCUGUUAUUAGUUUUGUUUGUGCUUUUUCCAAAGAGGCUUGCUCCAAAAUAAGACCAACAGCAUAGAACAGCAGGACACCAUAUGAGCCAAUCUAAGAGGUCUUUAAUAACAGCAGGAAAUAAGGCAUGUGUCCUGGUGCUGUCCUGAGAGAACGUGUCUCCUGCUGUUAACAUGUUGACCACUGUGUUUCUGUCAACACUCCUGAUGCUGGGGGGGCUUGGAGGGGCAGCAGUGUCUGACUUGCAGGUCUAUGGGAAAUCAAUCCACAGUGAUAAGACUUUGCUGAGCAGCGAUGAUGGAAGACACACUGUGAGGAAACAGCCGCACCAACAGGCAAAAGGUGAAAUCCGCAGGAGUUUGGAUCUCGAGAGCUUCAACAUACACGUGUCCCCCACCACCAGCAAAAUCAGCCUCCCGACCAUCAUCAGGCUCUACCCGCCCACGGCUAAACCUCUCCACCUCCACGCCAACAUGCCAAUGCGCUUUGGAAGGGACAGUAAUCCUGGUGAUGAUAGGUCCCCAAACUCGACCCCCAACAUGCCCCAGAGGUUCGGAAGGUCUUGGGAAGUGUUUCAAAUGUGUGCUGAGUGCCCUGGUGUCCAAGAACCACCGAAGUCGCCUCAGGGACUUCGGAGAACCAGUCUGUACUGGAGCCUCCUCAGGACUCUGGCCAAUGCAGAGUUAUUGAACACUGGCUUGCACUGGGCUGAAGAUAUUGACUUUACAACCAGCUCGGAAGAGAUGCAGAUGCAAGAAAAAACCUUUAAUGGAUGAAAGAGUAUUAAAUAGGCCAACACUGAAGUCUACUAUAGCAUGUAAAUAUAAACACAAAGUACUGUAAAGACAAAUGUUUAAAGGAAAAAUGUUCAAUAAAUAUAUAAGUAAGUUGAAAUAUUUAAAUUUAUGAGUCCCUUUAAAUAAAGUUAUAUCAUUGUUACUGAAAAUGUAUCUUAAACAAUAACAAUAAAAGUUUCAA
Messenger RNA from Dicentrarchus labrax (European seabass), 1029 nucleotides. It is a transcript of the gene npvf, whose product is annotated as neuropeptide VF precursor. The record is from RefSeq and is a predicted model, not a curated record. Gene Ontology annotation, biological process: neuropeptide signaling pathway; negative regulation of gonadotropin secretion. The transcript is spliced from 4 exons. NCBI's taxonomy places the organism in Eukaryota, Metazoa, Chordata, Actinopteri, Moronidae. The coding region runs from base 225 to 827 and encodes 200 amino acids. Gene Ontology annotation, molecular function: signaling receptor binding.